CCCUGUCAUUGUGUUCAUACAUCAUCACCCUUUCACCCCCACAUUAACACACAUAAUUAUAAAACCAUCAUACACACACAUUAUGAAAUUUAUCCAUGACUAUGUUACUUAUAGAGAGAGCAUCAAUAUAUUCAAUAAUGCAGCAGAGUUGUCAACAAAUUCCUAUAUAUAAACAAGAGUUGUUUGUGAAGUGCGGAGAAGGAAGAAAAACACCAGAACAUGCCUUCACUUGGCAAAAAUGAGAUCUCACAAACAUGCCCUCAUGGCUAUGGAUGUUGUCCUACCUCAUUGUUCAACUCAUCAUCACCAUCACCACUGCCAUCUCAAAAGAUAACAACAUCAACAACAGCAACAAGCAAACCGAGAAACAGCUCUUCAGAGUGCCGUCACAGUUUUGCAGCAACAACAACAUCUUCCAUCUUUCCAAACACAAAGUUCACUAACCAUGAGUCUCUUCCAUCUCUGCAAGAAUCAUUAGGUGAAUUCAACAGAGUUUACCCUCAAUACUCAGAGACUGAGAUAGUUGAUCGUGUGAGAGCCAAGGAAUACUACCAUCUCUCUUUUUCCAACCACACUUGCCUUGAUUACAUUGGUAUUGGCCUUUUCUCAUAUUACCAACGCCAACAACACCAUGAUGCUUCAAGAACCCAGGUUGCAUCUUCUUCAACUCCUCAAUCUCCACCCCAAUAUUCAGAUAUUCCCUUCUUUAGCAUAUCUUACAAGACUGGGAAUCUGAAGACUCUAUUGCUUCAUGGAGGGAAGGAGUCAGAAUUUGAGUCAGCAAUGAGGAGGAGAAUGAUGAGGUUCCUUAACAUUUCUGAGAAUGAUUACUUCAUGGUUUUCACAGCAAACAGAACAUCAGCUUUCAAGCUUGUGGCAGAAUCAUACCCUUUCCAAUCAAGAAAGAAGCUUUUGACAGUUUAUGACUAUGAGAGUGAGGCAGUGGAGGCAAUGGUUAGUUGCUCAGAGAAGAGAGGAGCCACGUCUAUGUCAGCAGAGUUCUCAUGGCCAAGGCUCAGAAUUCAAUCAGAGAAACUGAGGAAGAUGAUUGUUAGCAAGAGGAAGAAAAAAGGAAGAGGGCUCUUUGUGUUCCCACUUCAUUCAAGAGUAACAGGAGCAAGGUAUCCUUAUUUGUGGAUGAGCAUAGCACAAGAGAAUGGAUGGCAUGUUUUGAUUGAUGCAUGUGCCUUAGGGCCAAAGGACAUGGAUAGCUUUGGCCUCUCUCUCUUUAGGCCAGACUUUCUUGUUUGUUCUUUCUACAAGGUCUUUGGAGACAAUCCAACUGGCUAUGGUUGUCUUUUUGUCAAGAAAUCUGCUAUUUCCAUUCUUGAACCUUCCACUUGUGCUGGAAUUGUGAACCUUGUACCGGAAAGGAGGUUACUUCAGCAACUAUCAGAGGAUUCUUCAGUUGAACAAAAACCAACAUCUAUCUUACAAGAUCAAGAGUUAUCUUCUUUGACCUCCUUCUCUGGUAGGAUAGAAACCACACAAUCUACAAAAGUUGAAGCAGAAGAACCAUCCGAGCUUCAGAUAACAGAGGUACCUAUAGAAGUAAAAGCUCAUGAAGAAGCAGUUGAAAUACUUGAGAAUAAGAAUGUUAGAGAUAGUGAAAAUGGGAGCUUAAAAAUUGAAUGCAGGUGUUUGGAUCAGGUGGAUUCUUUAGGAUUGGUUCUAAUCACUAACAGGACAAGGUACCUGAUAAAUUGGUUGGUAAACUCAAUGUUGAAGCUUAAGCACCCCAACACACAAGGAGGGGUUCCCCUGGUCAAGAUUUAUGGCCCAAAGAUAAAAUUUGAUAGGGGACCUGCUUUGGCUUUCAAUGUGUUUGAUUGGAAAGGUGAAAAGAUUGAGCCAGUCCUUGUGCAAAAGCUUGCUGAUAGAAGCAAUAUAUCUCUGAGCUAUGGAUUCCUUCAUCAUAUCUGGUUUGCAGAUAAAUAUGCAGAAGAGAAGGGAAGAGUACUACAGACCAAAGAAGGAAGAAGCCAAGGAGUGAAUGCUUCCAACAAGAAGAAAGACAGAGACAACUUAGGAGUAACUGUGGUUACUGCUGCAUUGAGCUUCUUGGCUAAUUUUGAAGACAUGUACAAACUCUGGGCUUUUGUUGCUAAGUUCCUUGAUGCAGAUUUUGUGGAGAAGGAGAGAUGGAGAUACACAUCUCUCAAUCAGAAAACCGUUCAAGUUCUAAUUCCAUAAACUUCAUGUUUUUUUCCCCUUCUGGAUUUUGGAUCAAAUAAGAUUUCAUGUUGUUAUGAACCCAAAAGCUUUAAAGUCAAUACUCUGUUGAUGUUGAUAUUCUCCAAAGAAUGAAUGGUGAUACAAGACAAAACAGAUUCGAUCAAAUCAGGAAGUUUGAAAGGACAAGGACAGAAACAAAGUAAUGUCUUUCGAUGUGUUUGUGUAAUACACGUCCCUUUGAAAGGUUUGAAUAUUAUAAUAAUAUUAAUGUAAAAUAAUGUCCAAGUAUUUUUUGUUUGAAGUUUGAACUUUGAACUGUUGACCGCAUUGCAAGAGCUAAGAAUCCAAAUAUAAGAAUAUAUGCUUAGCACGUCGUUAUAUUAAAUCUGUUUUCAUUUCAAUGGUCACAGCAGGAACAAAAUUCUAGAUAGUAUUAUAUUA
This is a messenger RNA of Arachis stenosperma, 2616 nucleotides long. RefSeq lists its product as uncharacterized. The record is from RefSeq and is a predicted model, not a curated record. The coding region runs from base 220 to 2193 and encodes 657 amino acids. NCBI's taxonomy places the organism in Eukaryota, Viridiplantae, Streptophyta, Magnoliopsida, Fabales, Fabaceae. The transcript has a single exon.